GGGAGGGUUGGUUUGGUGAGGAAUGUAAUCACCAAUGUUCAGGACAUUGUCGGGACAACAUGAUCUGUAACUACGUGACCGGUCACUGUGAACGAGGCUGCUCUCUUGGAUGGACAGGAUAUAGGUGUGAGAAAGAAUGCGAGGACGGUACCUUUGGUUAUGAAUGUACCAACAAGUGCAGCGGCCAUUGUUUUGGUGAUUCCCCAUGUAAUAAAACGACUGGUAUUUGUGAUAGAGGGUGCAGUCCAGGGUACAUAAAUAGUGACUGCGGCACAGAGUGUUCAACCGGAUAUUUUGGAAUGAACUGUAGCGAGAAUUGUAGCGGUCAUUGUGUUAACAAUGAAUCAUGUGACCACGAAACUGGGGUGUGCUUUAAUGGUUGUCAGGACGGGUACAUUGGAACACGUUGUGAUGAAAUAUGCAAAAAAGGGUAUUACGGCAAAAACUGUUCUCUUGUUUGUUCUCCUAAUUGUAAGACGUGUCGACACACGGACGGAUUGUGUUCUUGCAAGGCAGGAUGGAUGGGUCCAAAUUGUACUACAGAGUGUGUUUGGUCGUUUGGAGAGAAUUGCCAGUAUCCAUGUGGUGGAUACUGUAUCAAUCAGAAAUGUGACAGAUUCAACGGAAGCUGUCUGUAUGGAAACUGUACACUAGGUACUCAACAGAAUGACGAUUCGAAACAUAUAACACCAGUAACCAUAGCUUUUAUUGUUGGACUCUCGGCCUCAGUCAUUGUAAACAUUGUUGCCAUUGGUUCCUUUCUGUUAGAAUUGAGGUACACAUAGUAACAGGAUCCAUUCAAAGUAUAUGGACAACAGAAACCGUCAAUGUUGUGACUCAGCUGGUUCAACAUGCACAUCGAAGAACGAAUCACUCUAGAAGGUCUACUCUACACUAACAUUUGAAAAGUCUUUUGAAAAAAAAA
Messenger RNA from Magallana angulata, 925 nucleotides. RefSeq names its product scavenger receptor class F member 1-like. Lineage: Eukaryota; Metazoa; Mollusca; Bivalvia; Ostreida; Ostreidae. The transcript has 7 exons. The coding region runs from base 60 to 785 and encodes 241 amino acids. The record is from RefSeq and is a predicted model, not a curated record. Gene Ontology annotation, molecular function: scavenger receptor activity.